Molecule: messenger RNA, 1926 nt
Organism: Symbiodinium natans
Lineage: Eukaryota; Dinophyceae; Suessiales; Symbiodiniaceae
Source: the annotation of a GenBank genome assembly
AUGGUUCAGCGUGCCCGUGUGUUGGCCUGGUCUCGUGCCAAGUGUUAUGGACUACAACGGCAGGAUACACAAGAUGAGGAAGACUCCGAGAUCCGGUCACCUAAGUUCGAAUUCGAGCGCGAGCAGUCUGCUUCAGAAGCAGAGAACUCCUUCCGCCUCGAUACCGUCGAGUCGGACGGGGACUUCUGGUGCGACUUGUUAUACAAGUGGAGCUCGGAUGAGCCCAGUGUUGACUGCCAAUGCAUUCUCGAUGCCACUCAGCUUGUUGGACCUAGCCUGAACAACCGCCACGACGACGUCCGAGAGGAUCUGUUGGAGUCGCUUUUCGAUUUAAGCCCUGAGCGCAUAUUCGAGGUCUUUGAAGCUCAUAGUUCCAGAACGCAUCUCUUAGCGACUGGCAAGCAGCUGGCGAAAGCCUUGCAGGCAUAUGGGCUGCCAGAGCCGGCGAUGCCGAUACGGCAAAAGAUAUUGGCGGCAGUUUCCCGCAACCCCAGCGAAGGGCUCCAGCUGCAAGAGUUCGAGGCAAUCGUGUCCCGUACGGUCCUGGCUCGUUUGGUGACAGGCUUGGAGCAGCACCCGCGGGCGAUCGAGUGCCUGAAGGUGACCGACUACAGCGUGCGCAGCAUCGAGCCAGAAAAGCCGCAACCAUUGUCAGAGGACAAAUGCAGGCAGUUUUUCUUUGGACACAGGCCUACGGUCUCGAAUGGUAUACAGUCUGCGGUGCGAUGGGUGCACGUCACAGGACUGGAGCUGUCAGUGGUUCUUGCCCUAGCAGUGAAGUACAGUUUGCAUCCGCUAGCUGUUGAGGAUACUAUUCAGCAGAACCCUUGUAAGAUUGACCGAUAUGGAGAUCACUACUUUGGCACCAUCGAGCGCAUAUCACUGACGCAUCAACGCAAAGAGCAUGGGCCAGUUGAGGUCAUGGGACAUCACGUAUCCUUUUUUUGCGCAGGCGCGCCCAACAUGGACACUGUCAUCACUGUUUGUCAAGAGGAUCAGUCUUUUGAAAAGGAGUGGCCUCACGCCGGCACGACCUCGGUCUCCACCACACUGCAAAGGCCCGAGCUGAAGCUCAAGAAGAUCGAGAAGCGUUUGCGCCAGCCGAUGUCGCGCCUGCGUGAGCGGCGUGCGAAUUUCUUCGUGCACGCUGUCCUUGAUAUUUGUGCAGACGAGAUCAGCGACGUGGUACGUGCGUUUGGAAAUCGGCUGCAAGUUCUGGAGCAGGAUGCAACCGAAGCGAACAGGGUCGACUCGGCUGGCCAAGAGGCAGCAACAAUCCGCACACAAUUGGCGUUAGUCGAUCGUCGUGGCAAGAGUCUGCAGCGCGUGGUGCGCCGAUUGCUCGCCGAUGAGGACUUCUCUGAAGGCAUGUUCAGCUACCUCAGUGACGUCGUGGACCACUUAGAAGAAGCUCGUGAUGAUUCUGGGCGCCUGGCCGAAAAGUGCAUCGGCCUGCAGCAAAUGCAUGACCGGCUGGCCGAACAAGAGCAGGACAAGCUCCUUCGGGAUCAGGAGAUGCUUCGCGCCAAGCAAGCAGACCGCCUGAACAACAUCCUCUUCGUUCUCACUCUGGUGACAACCAUUUUCUGCCCAGCACAAUUCCUGUGUGGUGUCUACGGCAUGAACUUUGUGGAUGAAGCUGGGCGCCCAGCAAUUCCCGAGCUGCUGUGGACAAAUGGCUACCUUUACUUUUGGCUGCUUAUUAUUGGCUACCUGAUUGUGGCUUUCGUGUCUGCGGCGUAUCUGUAUCGCUUCUUCAAGUCGCUGGACGUCAAGGUGUCCGCCGGUGCCCGUUUCGCAGAUGCCGAACCAGAGACACGCCAUCAUGCUGGAGGAUUCCGGAGAAGGAGGCAGUAUUAUUCGCUCAGCUCCAGCAGCCUCCUGGAAGCUGGUGCCGACCCAGAAGGUCAUCCUCACCCUCUUUGA